AUGAAUUACGAUCUAGCAUCAACAUGGAGCAAGCUUGAAACUGCUAUUGGCAGCGAGCCAAUUCUUACUCCCCCCCCUCCGUGAGUGAACAAAACCAUUAGAAAAAUCGCUAUUUUUUGCCCCAAAAAACCCACCUUCCGUGAGUGAACAAAAAUUUUUUUAAUAAAAAAAAUUUUUUAUGGAAAAAAUUUUUAAUAUAUAAAUGAUAAUUAGUAUAAUGAAAUCUAGAGCUAAUUCUAUUUAAUUUUAAACAAAUUGCUUUUUAAAACAUAAAUUUUAUAAAUUAAAUUAAUAUUUGCUUUCCAAUUUUUGCGAAUUAGGAUUUUUUUAAAUUUCGAAAAAGAAUAUUUUUUUUAUAAAAUUUAUAUAUAAAUUUUUUUUAAAAAAAAAAAAUUAACCCCCCUCCGUGAGUGAACAAAAUUUUUUUGUUCACUCACGGAGGGGGGGGGGAGAGUUAGAGAAACUCCAGAAAAAAAGCCAAUGCGACCUAAAACUGGAAGACCACGAACUGGAUCAGGAUCAUUAAGAAAAAAUAGUUCUUUGGUAUUUAGCAGUUUGACAAGCCCAAAAUCUCAAUUUUCACAAACCGUCAGAGUAAGGCCUCUAACUGCUCAAUCGCCUCGAUAUUUUAAACACUAUGCAGCCCUAAAAAUAGAAGGUUUUACUUUAAACGAUAUAAGGAAAAUCUAUCAAGCUAAAUGCAAUGAUAUAAAUAUCCCUGUAUUAGUCGAUCAAGAAAUGAGAUUUAUCUCAUACUGUGAAAAAAACUUUAAAAAUCGAAUUAUAGAUCUUACUCCCCAUCCGUGAGCAAAAUAAAAAAAAAAUUGUCGCUUACAGAGGGGAUUUCUUUUUUAAAAAAAUUUAUAUAUAAAUUUUAUGUUAAUUUUUUUUUUUUUAAAUUUAAAAAAUUACAACUAGUAAACAUUAACUUAACUUGUAUAUUAUACUAAUAAAUCACUGAUAUAUCAAAUUUUUUUCAUAAAAAAUUUGUAUGUCAAAAAAAUUUUUUAUUCGCUCAAUGAAGGUAGGUUUUUCGGCAAAAAAGGCGGAUCUUUCCAAUGGUUUUGUUCACUUGCGGAGGGGUGGGGAGUUAGAGACAACGGAAUUGGACCCUUAAGUGCUCAUGUACUCGGCUCAGUUUUAAAACGUGAUGAAAGCUACUGUCAGCUGUUAUUAGGGAAGAACGUUAUUGGAGAUAAAGGUGCAAUUGUUUUAGGCAAUUCUUUACAGAAAAAUGCAUCAAUUAUUCAUAUAGAUAUAAGUAGCAAUGACAUCAAUCCUGAAGGAGCCAAAUCGUUUUUUGACUCUAUUGCCAACCACCCUACAAUUGUCAGUCUAAAUAUGUCAUCUUCUGAAGGACUGCAUAGGAAUAGGAUUGGAAACACUGGCUCUGAGCCUUUAAGAAACUUGCUUAAACAAAAUAAAUCAUUGGCGUUUUUAAAUGUAUCAAGAACUGCUUUAGGACCAGAUGGAAUCGAAUUUAUAAUAGAAGGAUUACAAAAUAAUGAGUCUCUGUUGUCAUUAGACAUAUCAAAUAAUAUGCUAGAUGCUAAAAGUAUUGAAAAUUUGUGUUUCUCCCUAGUCACAAGCAAAGUCAUAGAGCUGAAUUUAUCUGGAAAUAACCUGGGAAGCGCAGGUUGUGACCACUUACAAACAAUGCUAUGUGGAGGGCUAUCUAUGGCUUGCUAUUUACAAAAGUUAGAUGUAUCUUAUAAUGAAAUUAAUUUUAAAGGGCUUGCAAAACUUGCAAAUGGCUUAAGAAACAACACAAUUUUGAGGACUCUGAACUUAGAAGGAAACCCCCUGUGUGGGAAUUCUUCAACUGGGGUAUUUACUCUUAUAGCUGGAAAUGUAGCGAUUCAAAAUUUGAAUUUGAAUAGUUGCCAAUUAGGCGAUGAAGGGGUAAACAAAUUAAGCGAAGCUUUAGACAGCAAUAAAGUUCUCUUAAAAUUAUUUUUAGCUUCAAAUGAUAUUGAUGAUAAUGGUGGACUUGUUAUAGCUGAUGGCUUACUCCCCCCCUCCGUGAGUGAACAAAAAUUUUGUUCACUCACGGAGGGGGGUUAAUAUUUUUUUUUAAAAAAAUUAUAUAUAAAUUUUAUAGAAAAUAUUUUUUUUCGAAAUUUAAAAAAAAUCCUAAUUCGCAAAAAUUGGAAAGCAAAUAUUAAUUUAAUUUAUAAAAUUUAUGUUUUAAAAAGCAAUUCGUUUAAAAUUAAAUAGAAUUAGCUCUAGAUUUCAUUAUACUAAUUAUCAUUUAUAUAUCAAAAUUUUUUUUCCAUAAAAAAAAUUUUGUUUACUCACGGAGGGUGGGUUUUUUAGGCAAAAAAUGGCGAUUUUUCUAAUGGUUUUGUUCACUCACGGAGGGGGGGAGUUAGAAAAAAAUUACACACUUAAGCAGCUAGACCUUUCCAACAACCGAAUUCGCAGGAAAGGAGGAAUUGCUCUGGCAAAUGCAAUAAAAAUCAACAUGACGCUUGAAAACUUGAAUUUAAAAGAAAAUAAUAUAAAAGAUGACGCUGGACAGCUAUUCUCAGAACUAUCUCGAGUAAAGCAAAACAUUCUUAAACUUUCUUUAGAUUUAAACCCUAUUGGCUUUAAAUAUCUUCAAGACAUAGAGUGCAAUGUCAAAAAAAAUCGAACAAUUUUUAAGCAAGGAGUCGCGCCAAAAAUUAAAGAAAAAAUAAAGAGAUUGGCGCUUUCUGAUGCACAGAUUGACCAGAUAAAAGAAGUGAUUGAAAUAAAAAAAAGAGAAAGAGAUGAUAUUAACAUGGGAUUAGAAAAACAAACACAAAGAUUCAAUAGAAUUGAGCAAGAAGAAAAAGCCAAAAUCGAUACCUUAUAUACAGAGCUAGAAGAGAACCGAAACAUCAAUGUAAAACUGAGUGAAGAGCUAGAAAAUCUGCAAUUUGAAACAGUCAACGUGAAAAGGAAAGGCGAUAAAGAAAUCCAAGAAUUAAAUGAUUUGCUAGCAUAUGUUGUUGCAGACAUGAAAAAGCUAGAAAAGCAACGUAAGUUAUAGUCAGGCCAAAGCUCAAGAGAAGAUUUUGCAUUAAGAAGAGGACAAUUUGAAACUAUGAGUGGGCAGCUCAAAGAAACUCAGCAAGUAGUUGAUAUCGCAAAAAAAAGCGCACAAGGAUCUUAUGAUAACAUGAUGAAAAAGCUAAAUGCAAUGAAAGAACAACUUCGAAAAUUGAAAAAUCCUAACGAAGUGAUUGAAGAAAGCAAAGUUCCAAAAUUAGAGGAAAAGCCAGCAUCUAAAACCCCAGUUAUUGCAAACCCUUCCAAAACUCCAAGCAGCUCAAAACCUAAAAAAGAAAAACCUGCCUUUAAGCCUACAAGUGGCACAAAGCAAUCACCUAAGAAAAUCCGUCCAAAAACUGCGAAAUAA
Molecule: messenger RNA, 3385 nt
Organism: Blepharisma stoltei
Lineage: Eukaryota; Ciliophora; Heterotrichea; Heterotrichida; Blepharismidae
Source: the annotation of a GenBank genome assembly